This is a messenger RNA of Colius striatus (speckled mousebird), 1491 nucleotides long. RefSeq names its product cytochrome P450 2J4. Gene Ontology annotation, cellular component: intracellular membrane-bounded organelle; cytoplasm. Bases 13 to 1491 code for a protein of 492 amino acids. Gene Ontology annotation, biological process: xenobiotic metabolic process; arachidonate metabolic process. The record is from RefSeq and is a predicted model, not a curated record. The transcript has 9 exons. NCBI's taxonomy places the organism in Eukaryota, Metazoa, Chordata, Aves, Coliiformes, Coliidae. Gene Ontology annotation, molecular function: oxidoreductase activity, acting on paired donors, with incorporation or reduction of molecular oxygen, reduced flavin or flavoprotein as one donor, and incorporation of one atom of oxygen; iron ion binding; heme binding.
GCAGCUACCAAAAUGUUAACAAUAAGUCACAUUCUUAUAGCUUUGGCUGUAUUUCUUCUAAUUACGCAGUUUUUUAAGCUGCAACGAGUAAAGAGACGGCUUCCUCCUGGACCAGUCCCUCUCCCAGUUUUUGGGACCUUGAUACAGCUGAACUUUCAGUUUAAUUGUGAUCUCCUCAUGAAGCUGGCAAAAGUUCACGGCAACAUAUUCACCUUAUGGUUUGGAUGUGCCCCAGUGAUCAUACUGAAUGGAUAUCAAGCAGUUAAAGAUGGUAUGACCACACACCCUGAAGAUGUCUCAGGGAGGCUUGUGUCUCCUUUCUUCAGAGCAAUGGCCAAAGGAAAAGGGAUUAUGUUGGCAACUGGUCACACCUGGAAGCAACAGAGAAGGUUUGCACUGAGGACUCUACGCAACCUCGGUCUGGGGAAAAAAGGUCUGGAGCAUCGAGUUCAAGAAGAGGCUCAAUACCUGGUCGACCUCUUUAGAAGUAUGAAAGGGAAACCCUUGGAUCCUUCUUUCUCUCUCUUUCAUUCCAUCUCAAACGUCAUUUGUGCCGUUGUCUUUGGACAUCGCUUCUCCAGAGAGGAUGAAACCUUCUGUGAACUGAUUAGAGCCACAGAGCAGAUAUUCAAAUUUGGAGGCAGCUUUAUUCAUUGUCUGUAUGAAAUCUUCCCCUGGCUGAUGUGCCGUCUCCCCGGCCCUCACAAGAAGGCCUUGUCUUGCUAUGAUGUCCUGAGCUCUUUCACAAGGAGAGAAAUCAGGAUGCACGUGGAGCGUGGGAUACCUGACGAGCCACAGGAUUUCAUUGACUUUUACCUGGCUCACAUUGAAAAGUCCAAAAAUGAACCCAGGUCUACAUAUAAUGAAGAAAACAUGGUUCAUUCUAUCAAUGACCUUUUCUUGGGUGGAUCAGAGACAACAAGCACUACUUUAAACUGGGGUCUGCUCUACAUGGUGGCAUAUCCAGACAUCCAAGAGAAAGUGCAGAAGGAGCUGGAUGCUGUUGUGGGUCCCUCCCGGUUAAUCUGCUACGAGGAUCGGCGAGAGCUGCCCUACACCAACGCCGUGGUGCACGAGAUCCAGCGCUUCAGCAACAUUAUCUCUGUUGGCAUGCCCAGGGUGUGUGUGAGGGACACCACCGUGCUCGGCUUUCCCCUCAAAAAGGGCACUGUGGUUUUUCCAAACCUUGCUUCAUCUUUGUAUGACCCAGAGCAGUGGGAAACGCCUCGACAGUUCAACCCUGGUCACUUCUUGGAUAAGGAUGGGAACUUUGUGAGCCAAGAAGCCUUCUUACCAUUCUCAGCAGGGCACCGUGUGUGUUUGGGGGAGCAUCUAGCCAGGACAGAGCUCUUUAUUUUCUUUGCCAGCCUGCUGCGAGCAUUCACCUUCCAGCCCCACCUUCCAGAGGGGGUGACCAAGAUCAACAUAGAGCCCAUUUUUGGGGGCACGCUGCAGCCUCACCCCUACCAAGUUUGUGCCAUCCCACGCUAG